Vombatus ursinus (common wombat) is the source of this 1024-nucleotide messenger RNA. It is a transcript of the gene WBP2NL, whose product is annotated as WBP2 N-terminal like. Gene Ontology annotation, molecular function: transcription coactivator activity; chromatin DNA binding. The record is from RefSeq and is a predicted model, not a curated record. Gene Ontology annotation, cellular component: nucleus. NCBI's taxonomy places the organism in Eukaryota, Metazoa, Chordata, Mammalia, Diprotodontia, Vombatidae. Gene Ontology annotation, biological process: positive regulation of DNA-templated transcription.
UUCCCCCCUUCCCUCCUCUCUCCCCGGUCCCUGGCCAGGGUCGGCCCGCCCCGGAAGGGCAAAGAUGGCGGUGAACCAGCACCACAUAGAAGAACUACGCGGCUGCGCCAUCAUCCCGCCAGGCGAGAGUCUUCUGAUGCGCUGUGAAAAUGUGGAACUCUCCUUCUCCAACAUGUCUCAGCCGUCCCCCCUCUUCAAGAACCCCAAGAAGGGGAAGCUGUACCUCACUCCGUACCGGGUGAUCUUUGUGGCCUCUUACCCUACCAAGGACUCCGUCGUGUCCUUCAUGGUUCCCUUCAAUCUCAUGAGGGACUGCUCAGUCGAGCAGCCCACCUUUGGCGCUAACUACUUGAAAGGAAUCAUCUCCGCUGCACCGGAUGGGGGCUGGGAAGGAGAGGCCACCUUCAGACUGACCUUCCGGAGCGGAGGCGCCAUUGAGUUUGGCCGGCUGAUGAUGUUAUGCGCCUCCAAUGCUGCUGAAGGGCUCCCACCACCAGUGACGUUUUUUGGCUUCAGCCCCGAGGCCAGCAUUUUCUUUGCCGCGAACCUACCAAGGGUCCCGUUGGGCGCCACCCAGCUCAUCUAUGUGAUGCCCAACAACUCCCCCUACAUGCCAACCCCCCCAGGGUAUCAGAUGGCCACUACCUCAGCCGCUGGGGUUGGGAUUCCUCUCCCUGGAUUUGGACCCCCUCCCCCUGGGUACGGACCACCUCCCCAUGGCCUUAUCCCCCCUCCUCCUGGAUAUGUCCCUGGAUACGUGCACCUUCCCGCUGGAUAUGGAGCCCCUCUCCUGAAUACAGAGCCCCGGCACUUUCCAGUGCAGGGCAGCCUCCCGCCCAGGUCACAAACACUGACCCUUCCGGCCCCCAAGCCCCUACCAGCAAAUCAGAACCCAGAAACUCAGGUAAGAGAAAGGCAUUUAGACAGAUGGGCCCAAAGGCUUGUCUAGCCGAAGCGGGGUUGUGCGUGGGAAAGGAGAGCCUGACCACGGGGAAGGGGGCCUUGUAAGCCUGGGACUAGGCUU